UCGUACACGCUGGAGCUGGAAAUUAUUGGAAUCGGGAGAGUUUCGCUACUGUAUAUUCUGUAAUAAUUCCUCGCCGUUGCGUCGGGCGCAAGCCGCAACGGACAGUACGGACUAGCCUAGCGGAUCGCGAGAUUGCGAGGCGAGAGUGAGGGAGUGUCGUCGCCGUCGCGUCGUGUCGUGUCACGUCGCGGGUGUCGUCGGUGCGCAAUUCCGCGAUCGUGAGAUCGAGCGAGAGAGACAGAGAAGCGGAAAGGACAAAGAGAGACGGAUAGACCGAGCGAGCGCCCGAACGCGGAGCGUACCGCGUACCGAGUUAACCGAGUAUCGCGCGAGCGUCGAAAGUAACGAGUCAUCUACCGAUUCAAGAUGGCAGAAGGCCAGCAGGAGGGUGGUCCGAAAAAGAUCACCAUCAACGUGAAAACCCCGAAGGAAAAGCAGAGCGUGGAGAUCGAGGAGAAUGCGUCGAUAAAAGAAUUUAAGGAGGCAGUCUCCAAGAAGUUUAACGCACAGGCCGAUCAGCUGUGCCUCAUCUUCGCCGGCAAGAUCAUGAAGGAUCAUGAGACCCUCAGUACUCACAAUAUCAAGGACGGCCUGGCGGUGCAUCUGGUGAUCAAGGCUCCACGCACCGCAACUACGCAGAAUCAGGAGUCCAACUCGGCCUCGAGACCACAAGCUGAUGUUAAUGCCAGUCCAUUUGGAUUGGGGAGCUUAGGUGGAUUGAUGGGAUUAGAGUCCCUUGGCUUAGGCUCGGCUAAUUUCAUAGAUUUACAGCAACGCAUGCAACGGGAAUUGCUCUCGAAUCCGGAAACGAUGCGACAAGUGCUCGAUAAUCCAUUGGUUCAAAAUUUGAUGAACGAUCCAGAGAACAUGCGCAAUUUGGUUACCGCCAAUCCCCAAAUGCAAGAAUUGAUGCAACGUAACCCAGAAAUCAGUCACAUGUUGAAUAACCCUGAACUUUUACGACAAACGAUGGAAUUGGCACGUAACCCGUCAAUGCUGCAAGAACUGAUGCGCUCGCACGAUCGAGCUUUGUCUAAUCUAGAAAGCAUACCUGGAGGUUACAGCGCUCUACGUCGUAUGUAUCGUGAUAUUCAGGAGCCAAUGUUAGCAGCAGCAACGAAUGGUCGUAAUCCUUUCGCCGCUCUAGUGGAAAACAGUUCCAAUCAGGAUUUGCAAAAUCCACAGCAGGGUCAGGAAAAUCGAGAUCCGCUGCCAAACCCAUGGAAUCAAAGCCAGAACGAUAGUGGUACGGUACCUCAGAAUCAAAGCAGAGGUCUGCUAGAUUCACCCGGUAUGCAGAGCCUCACGGCACAGAUGAUAGAGAAUCCACAAUUAAUGCGAAACAUGCUGAACGCUCCGUAUACGAGAUCCAUAUUGGAAGCAAUGGCGGCUGAUCCAGCGAUGGCCAGUCGGAUAAUUGCAGCAAAUCCGUUUCUCCGUGGUAAUCCGCAGAUGCAAGAGCAAAUGCGUGCGAUGAUGCCCACCUUCAUACAACAAAUGCAAAACCCGCAGAUACAGAAUGUCGUCACCAAUCCUGAAGCUUUAGCUGCCAUUAUGCAGAUUCAGCAGGGUAUGGAGCAACUGCGCACCAUCGCUCCUGAACUCGUGGAGAAUAUGGGCCUUACGGUCCCACCUGCACCUACAACACCGAGCACGACCAGCACCAAUUCCAGUGUACCAACUACCCAAUCAUCGGACAGCAAUCAGCAAGACGCAUUUUCUCAGUUCAUGGCACGUAUGGUUUCUGCAAUGGCAUUAAAUCAAGGUGUAGAAGUUGACGGUCAACCUGUGCCUCCACCAGAGGAACGUUACAGAGCGCAGUUAGAGCAACUUACGGCUAUGGGUUUUCUUAAUAGAGAUGCUAAUUUACAAGCGUUAAUUGCAACGUUCGGAGAUAUAAACGCUGCCGUUGAGAGACUACUCUCCAAUGGACAAGUGUCUAUGAGCUAACCACCAAUCCGCAAUACUGUUAUUCCAAUAUUACCUUUAAUUUUAUCCUUAUUUACCUCUUACGUUAAUGUACGUAAGAGAUAUUUGAGGUAACUGGCUGUCAAAAAUUAUAAACUUAUAUCCUCCCUCUUUCCUCUGCCCCUUUUUUCUCAAUCUUGACGGAAUACACGCUACUCAUUCGUUCAAUUUGCAGUUUUUCUUAUUUAGAUUCAGAUUUGUCUGUGUUUUAGGCGAUAGAUAGAAAAAUAUCGAUGGUGUGGUCAUUGCUACUCGUUUUGCAAUCAGUUAUUCACUUUUUGAAUCUCUCUUCUUGGUUUUUCGUCCGUGUAUCCUCUUCAAUGUGCUCUACGUACAGUCAAUUUCCUAUGCUCUCAGGUCAUUGAAAUUUUUCCUCUAUUCAUUAAUCGCAAUUCUACACGUGCAUAGGACGAAAAUGUUGCGCGUUUCGACUUUCAUCUAAUUUCUCACAACUUGUGAGCAUGUAAUCGCGUCAUAUGAUAAUUUGUGAGUAAUGGAAAAUAUUACAGUCACGAAACUAAUUUUUCAA
Mycetomoellerius zeteki is the source of this 2497-nucleotide messenger RNA. RefSeq names its product ubiquilin (gene Ubqn). Gene Ontology annotation, molecular function: polyubiquitin modification-dependent protein binding. The transcript has 7 exons. The record is from RefSeq and is a predicted model, not a curated record. Lineage: Eukaryota; Metazoa; Arthropoda; Insecta; Hymenoptera; Formicidae. Gene Ontology annotation, biological process: ubiquitin-dependent protein catabolic process. Gene Ontology annotation, cellular component: cytosol. The coding region runs from base 367 to 1950 and encodes 527 amino acids.